Suillus clintonianus is the source of this 2070-nucleotide messenger RNA. RefSeq lists its product as uncharacterized. Bases 1 to 2070 code for a protein of 689 amino acids. The record is from RefSeq and is a predicted model, not a curated record. The transcript has 10 exons. Lineage: Eukaryota; Fungi; Basidiomycota; Agaricomycetes; Boletales; Suillaceae.
AUGCCGUUGGAACUGGCACCCCCGAAUGAAGCAGCGUGGUCGAUCCAGAUCUGGAUGACCCCGUCGACCACAUACAUCACACAGACGUACCGCUGGUCUUCGGGUGCGAUCGGCGGAAUGGUCCUGAAUAAGACGAAAUUUAGUGGAGCCGGGUUUGGGAAUAACACCCAGAGGGCUAGUGUGAAAGAAACCUAUGAGGCAUUCCAGGCAAUCUGGGGAAAACGGGCCAGAGGAGGAAAGGGGAAAGGAAUCCGGAACACCAAGGCACCAGCCAAAUCGGAUGCCUUUAGGAACAUCCGCGAACUCCUUGAGUACUCCAGCACGUUCGAGGAGUUCGUGCCACUUCUCCCAGAGGAAGGGAGUGACAACUGGCAGAAACCCGUCACUGUGAGCACAUUUGAGACGUGUGAGGGCCUCCACAGCGUGUGCAGAGGUGGCGUCGAAGGUGAUGAAGGAGGUGCGGGUAGUGCCGCAGGCACGGGAGCGGCACUCAGAACUCCCACAGAAGAUACAUCUAUGUGCGGAGGCAUGGGCCUGUGGGGCAGGCCAAGCUGUAGAGGUUGGGGCUGUGAAAUUCUUGGGGGCUGCAGACGGAACAGUGGGGGUAUGAAAGGAGGAUGUGGCAGAGCCAGAGCGUGCACCAGACGGAAAGGACGAGGAGGAAGGCUGGAGAGCUGGGGUGUUGUGCUCCUGGACAAUGGCGCGCCAGACUUCUUCCUGCCACUCGAAGGGGGCAAAGGAGUGGUCGUGCACGAAGGAUUGCCUCACCCGGAUAUCAUACUUCAAGUAGAGGUGGAAGUUGACAAAAAAAGUCAUAGCGGCGGGAAAGGACGGCGCGGCCACGCGUGGAGCCAUUCUUCAGAUGACAGGUUCCUCUCCGAUUUACCGUUGAAUUGGGGAGCGGUAACAGUGAGGACACCCCCUUUGACAGAGAGUGCCUGGUCGGCGUCAGACUGGGCGCGUGAGGAGGAGCCGAGUUGGAGAAGGGACUUGGUGGAUAGGGCAGACAGGGGAAUGUGUACUGCCCAGUUGUGCCACAGAGCGGUGGCCACCACCUUGGAUUCUGGAAGGGAAAGGGGGCAGAAAAGUAAGCCCAGGAAGGAAUGGGAGAGAAGGAGAGGCGCCUGGAAGCACCAGGAAGGAAGGUGCAGGGGGGGGGACAUCAAGGGAGGGCGCAUAUAUGCGCCCAAAGGAGGUCCAGGGAAGGCCCAGGAGGUCUGGGAAGGCGGGGAAGGAGGAGCAGAGGAAAUGCUUACCUGGAAGGGAGGUAGGCAGGGGUGGAAACCCACUGCCGGACACAGGAGGCAGCAAGGUCUCCACGUCCAACACAGCUGCGUGGUCGCAGAAUGCCAGGCGGACCUGGGCUCGAACUGUAGGGUCGAGGAGGUCGUGGCCAGCGAGGAAGGAGGGGGAAGGGAGGAGGAACGCCCAGGAGAGCGACCCCCUGGGAUGUGGAGGGUGAGACCGGAAGGAGCAGGAGAGGGGAGUGCUGAAGGGCCCGGUAAAGGCGAGGCUGGGGAGAAGCCUUGGAAUUCUGGAGGGAAGGCCCUCUGCUUCCCUUUGGAUUUUUUGGUAGCAGGGGGAGCAGCCAGAAUGCAUAUGCACUCUGCCACGAGGAGGAUGCACUGGCGGGGCAGCCCAGGUGCGGUGUUUUCAGCCAAGUUGGCCAAGUCUGCCAGGGUGUCAGCGGGAGGUGAAUCUGCACCGGCGGAACUACUACAAGGCGGAUACCUCGUGGUGCAGGAACAAGAAGGAUACUUCCGAUGGAAGCGCACCACAACAGAUCAGCCCAAAACCCCGCAUCCCACGCUCUCGUGCCUCGUGCUGGAAUGCAAUCAAGACUACAGUGGCCUUUACUCUCGUCUGGACGACCAAAUGCGCGAUUUCCGUGAGGAACAGGCUCAGCUCACCGAACAUGUAAGGCGAGGAUUUGGAUUGGCCAGCCCAGAGCUGUUCCCUAUUUUCUGGGGAAGUAAAAUUGAAGCUGUAACUCAGGAUGAAUUGGACGGUAGUCGACAAGGAGAAGUAGAAAUCAUCAUAUCAUCAUUUGAAAUACACUCUUCUUGGUGA